Saccostrea cuccullata (small rock oyster) is the source of this 1042-nucleotide messenger RNA. RefSeq lists its product as uncharacterized. The record is from RefSeq and is a predicted model, not a curated record. Bases 44 to 910 code for a protein of 288 amino acids. The transcript is spliced from 6 exons. Lineage: Eukaryota; Metazoa; Mollusca; Bivalvia; Ostreida; Ostreidae.
AUAGUGGCUGCAUAACAUCACAUGAUCCAGGAAGAGUAUAUAUAUGGGCUUAACUACACUAAAGGGUUCACUUGUUUUACAAAUGGAGGAAAGAGAACAUGAAGAACAUGAAGAACACGAAGAACAUGAAGAACCUGAACACGAACAACACGAAGAACAGAAGUUUACAGAAAAGAUUGUCGAAAUAUGCAAGACCAGACCGAAAAUGGUGGCUUUGUUCUUGAUGUUUGUGACAUUCUGUUUUUGGCUUGCGGCCAUGAUUUCUCCUGGGUGGUUUAUCUUAAGAUGGGAGGAAACAAAAACAAUUAACAAAUAUGACAGAUUUGAAUAUUUCAAAUUGAAAAAAGAUUCAUUGACGCGGACUGAAACGAUAAAAUAUUCCAUAGAGAUGAGUAUAUUUCACUGGAAAGUGUGUGCAUCUGGAAAAUGUGUCAAAAUCAAUUAUAAAAAGCUCAAAAGAAUGUCUAAAGACACGACAGAUAGUCUACCUGGACUGUCUGAAAUAAAAGGUGAAAGCAUUUCAGCGUUAUGCUUUUGUGCUUUGGGGUUCCUAUGUCUUCUUUUUAACUUUGAAAAAUCUUCAACAGUUGUCACUGGAGGGGGUUUCAUGCUUUUCGCUGCUGUGCUGGAGUUAAUCCUGGUUAUUCGGAUGAUCGCAGCAAACACAGAAGUGAAGGAUGAUAUAGACGCUAUCAAAUCAAUCCUGGAUUCUGAAAAUAUUUCGAUAGAACUCGAGGUCCCUUAUUCCGUGAUUCUUGCCUGCUUUGGGAUUAUUUUAAGUCUCCUUGCGCUAUGCUUCUGUAGAGCGUUAUACUUAAAAUUGGGACAAGAGACCGCCGACGGACGGGUGCCGAAUUUGUUUCCGAUCUCCUUUCCUAUCAAAUUCACACUUCUAAGAAUAGAUGUCUAAUUUGAAAAAUUCUAUAAUGGCAUCAUUGUAUAUUUUCUGUUUACGGUUUUUUUUUUAUAAUUUUAAUUAAAGGUAAUCCAUGUAAAUAAUUAUGUUAUGAUAAUUUUCAACAUAGUAGAUGUUUUAUUUAAU